Messenger RNA from Penaeus indicus, 2975 nucleotides. It is a transcript of the gene amon, whose product is annotated as neuroendocrine convertase 2-like. The record is from RefSeq and is a predicted model, not a curated record. The coding region runs from base 285 to 2186 and encodes 633 amino acids. Gene Ontology annotation, biological process: peptide hormone processing. NCBI's taxonomy places the organism in Eukaryota, Metazoa, Arthropoda, Malacostraca, Decapoda, Penaeidae. Gene Ontology annotation, cellular component: membrane; neuron projection. Gene Ontology annotation, molecular function: serine-type endopeptidase activity. The transcript is spliced from 14 exons.
CACCACAGGGACACCCCACUCACCAUCUGUGGAGGUGUAGAGAGCUCCUCACAACUCCAACACUUAGCUAAGUGAGGCAAUUAAAGGUCCACAGAAGUGUGUCUGCAGCGCCUUCGGCAGCUAAACAGAACGGCAGGUUGGCUGUGUCAGUAGCAGUGUUGGAGGGGAGCAGCAGAAGGAGGUGCAGCAGGCCAGGACGGCGCGCGGAAACGUUGGCGGGGUCACGGCGGUGUGUGGGGGGCGGCGAGGGUCGCGGGGGGUCGGCGAGGAUUUUCAGUAGCCCGAUGGCGCUGGUGCCUCGCCUGACCCUCCUGCUGGUGGCCCUGUGUACGCUGCUCGCGCCAUGCCUCGCCGCCAACCACGUCUUCACCAACGACUUCAUCGUCAAGAUACAAGGCGGCGACAACGAGCUCGCACAUCGGGUCGCCCGGAGGAACGGCUUCAUUAACCGAGGACCGGUGGUGGGGUCGACGGAUGAGUUUCACUUCGUACACAACGCCAUUCCUCACGCACGUACCAAGCGCAGCAUCCUACAUACACGGAAACUCAAGGCCGAUCCUCAAGUUCACUCUGCAUUCCAGCAGCUCGGAUUCCGGCGGGUGAAGCGGGGCUACAAGCCACUGAAAGUUGAGAAUCUCGUCCCCCUACAGAGCAUUCAGUCGGACCGGGAUCCGACGGACCCUUACUUCGACUACCAGUGGUAUCUGAAAAACACCGGGCAAAAUGGCGGAAAACCCCGUCUGGACCUCAACGUGGAAGCGGCGUGGGCUCAGGGCUUCACAGGGCGCAACGUGACUACUGCCAUUAUGGACGACGGAAUUGACUACAUGCACCCGGACCUCCGUCACAAUUAUAAUGCUCGGGCGAGUUGGGAUUUCAGUAGCAACGACCCUUAUCCCUACCCACGGUACACCGACGACUGGUUCAACAGCCACGGUACGAGGUGUGCUGGCGAGGUCUCUGCGGCCCGUGACAAUGGGGUUUGUGGCGUCGGCAUUGCGUACGAUUCUCUGGUUGCAGGAAUUCGCAUGUUGGACCAGCCCUACAUGACGGAUCUGAUCGAAGCCAACAGCAUGGGUCAUGAGCCGAACCUCAUACACAUCUACUCGGCCUCAUGGGGUCCUACUGACGAUGGCAAGACCGUGGACGGACCGAGGAACGCUACCAUGAAGGCAAUUGUGAGGGGAGUCAAUGAGGGUCGCAACGGCCUCGGGAACAUCUACGUGUGGGCUUCCGGCGACGGAGGCGAGGACGACGACUGCAACUGCGACGGCUACGCGGCCUCCAUGUGGACCAUCUCCAUCAACUCGGCCAUUAACGACGGCUCCAACGCGCACUACGACGAGUCCUGCUCCUCCACCCUCGCCUCCACCUUCAGCAACGGAGCCAAGGACCCCAGCACAGGCGUGGCUACAACGGACCUCUACGGAAAGUGCACGAAGACCCACUCAGGUACCUCCGCAGCCGCUCCUGAGGCUGCAGGUGUCUUCGCUCUCGCCCUGGAAGCCAACCCCAACCUGACCUGGCGAGACAUCCAGCACCUGACAGUCCUCACCAGCAAGAGGAACUCGCUCUUCGACGCCAAGCACCGCUACGACUGGCACAUGAAUGGCGUUGGUCUGGAAUUCAACCAUCUGUUCGGCUUCGGUGUGCUGGACGCGGGCGCCAUGGUGGCUCUGGCCCGCGACUGGGUCACCGUCCCGCCGAGGUACCACUGCCAGGCCGGGAUCUACCAGACACCCAGGAAGAUCAGCGUGAACGAGACCAUCGAAAUCAAGAUUGAGACGGACGCCUGUGCCUGGAGCGACACCGAAGUCAACUACCUGGAACACGUGCAGGCGGUGAUCACCCUCAACGCCAGCAGACGCGGGGACGUGGAGCUCUUCAUCGUUUCGCCGAUGGACACAAAGUCCAUGAUCCUGAGCAGGCGACCGAAUGACGACGACUCACGAGACGGUUUUACGAAGUGGCCCUUCAUGACGACUCACACCUGGGCCGAAAAUCCCCGGGGCACGUGGAGGCUCAUGGCGCGCCUGAACAGCGAGACGGCCGAGGAAGGCUGGAUCAAGGAAUGGACUCUAAUGCUCCACGGCACCCGCGAGGAGCCGUACGCCCACCUCCCCGUCAAGGACCCCCACUCGAAACUCGCCAUUGUAAAGAAAGCGCAUCAGGACAAGAAGAUUUAGGAACACACCAAGAUUACUUGCUUGAAGAAUCAUAUUUUUUUGAGAGAGAGAGAGAAGAAGAAGAAGAAGAAGAAAGAAAAAAGAAAAGAAAAGAUAUAUAUAUUAUGAUCUGUUAUAUUAUAACUCCCUGACGACCAGAUCAAAAGAAGGGAAAACAAGGAACAAAAUAUGAAUUUAAAAAAUAUAUGUACUGUAUUGAUUUCAAUAAUUGGGUACUGGAAAAAAAUCAUAAGUUUGAAAAAAAAAAAUAUGUAUAUGAUGAUAAUAUAGAGGAUUAAGAGUAAUACCCCCAAAAAUAAUAUGAAAUCUCACUAACGAUCAGGGUGACUCAACAGGCAUUAUAGACGGUUGAUAACACUUAAUUUCUUCCCCUACCUCUCUUUCCUCUUCCCUUUCUUCCUCUGUUUCUCCGAGGGUGCUGGUCCCAACCAAGCCUAGUGCGUGCUAGGCCCCACUGAAUUAGCCCCCAGCCCUACUCCAGUGGGGCCUUCGCUAGCAGGGACCUCCAUGGGCCUCGUCUCCUGAUGCUUCCGUUUUCUGUGUCCUGUGUCAACCGCUGAGAAAUACGCCGCCUCUCGGUUAUAGAAUGGAGAUCAGUUUUUAGUAUAGAGGUAUAAAAAAAUAAGUAAAAAUCAAUAAAAAAAGGAAGACAAAAAUCCUGUUUUAUUUUUGGAUUUUAGAUGAGAAUGCUCUGUUAGUGCAGUAUGAAUAUAUACAUAUAUAUAUAUAAAUACAUAUAAAUGAAUAGUCAUUCCUCGUUAUCGUCAUGUUGAAACGUUCUCUUGAUGU